This is a messenger RNA of Anopheles bellator, 1842 nucleotides long. RefSeq names its product gastrula zinc finger protein XlCGF57.1-like. The transcript has 2 exons. NCBI's taxonomy places the organism in Eukaryota, Metazoa, Arthropoda, Insecta, Diptera, Culicidae. Gene Ontology annotation, molecular function: RNA polymerase II transcription regulatory region sequence-specific DNA binding; zinc ion binding; DNA-binding transcription factor activity, RNA polymerase II-specific. The coding region runs from base 1 to 1842 and encodes 613 amino acids. The record is from RefSeq and is a predicted model, not a curated record. Gene Ontology annotation, biological process: regulation of transcription by RNA polymerase II. Gene Ontology annotation, cellular component: nucleus.
AUGAGCGGCCCGUUUGCAGCGACCGAAAGGUUUCCGGUUUGCCGGCUCUGUUUGGGCCAGGAACAGGAGCUGGUGAGCAUAUUCAAUGCGCAAACCAACAGCAACCCACUGCCCGUUCGAAUCUACGACAUGCUGCAGCUGAACAUACUUGAGAACGACAGUCUUCCGCAGUCGAUUUGCAGAGUGUGCUUGGACAAAAUCGACGAUUUCAUCCGCUUCCGGGAACUGUGUAAAGCCAACGAACGUAUACUGCGUGGAGCAGAAGCGGACUCGCAAAAGGGACCGGAUCGGGAAGCCCACUCUGCGCACUUCGGCGAGGACAUGAGUGACACAAGCGAUGACGAGGAACCGGAGAUGGUGGUGAUAGAUCCGAUGCGAGACUAUGAAAGCUCCAACCAGAGCCUACCGAAUGGGCUGUUCGAUGGUGAUCCGUUCCUUUCGGCGGCGGCGGCCGACUUUGGGCACGACGAGGAGAAUGCUGUGGACGGCGUCGAAGAGGAAGCGGAUGGGUCGGCGGAGGAAGACGAUGGCGACGAUGAGGACGACGAGGACACCCAGCUGAAGGGUGGCAUGAACGUAACUAACCCGCCAACUAACGGAUUACCUCGUACCGAACACGCCGCCCACAAUAGCGCCCAGAAUAGCACCGUUUUCACGUGCAAAUAUUGCGAUGUGGCGUUUGCGGUGUCCUCUGCCUGCCAGCUGCACGAAAUGCAGGACCACGAUCUGUUGGCCCCGUAUGCUUGUAGCUUCUGCAGCUACAAAACGUCUAUCCGCCUCUCGCUGAUAUCGCACAUUCGCGAAAUGCAUAGCAUCACCCGGCCGUACAUCUGCAUCCAAUGCAGCAAAGGAUUCGUGCGUCGGUCCGAUCUAAAGAAGCACACGUUCGUCCACACCGGCGUUCGCCCGUACGGCUGCCCGGAUUGCGGGAAAACGUUCUCGCGCAACACGAAUCUCACCAAGCACAUGCGCAUCCACUCCGGGCUGAAGCAGCACAGUUGCACCGUUUGUCCGCGCUCGUUCGCCAACAAGGGCGAUCUGGUGCGCCACCAGAAGACCCACCUCGAGCAGAACCCCCAGUUCACGUGCGGGCGCUGCGGAAAUGUGUACACCCGCAAAGACAAACUGCAGAACCACGAGCUGUUUUGCUUCCGGAGGACCCUGGGUGUGGCACCACUCACGGACGGCGUUCUGCCACCGGUCAAACCGUCCGACCACCAUCGUUUUGCGUACGAUGUGACUCAACAGCUUCCGCCGGACGCGGCGGAUGUAAUGGCGUGUGCACCGGAAAUGCUGCUACCCUCCUCCGGUCCACCGGUGAUUGGUCUGGAUGUGAAACCAACGUUGGCCAGUUUCGCAAACAUUAUCCCCAUGCCAAUGAUGGACCAGCCCAGCAUGGUAUCGUCCAGCAAGGUGUACGAUUGUCCGAGCUGCCCGAAACGGUUCCUGAGCAAAGCGACACUCCGCAAGCACCUACUGACCCAUCCGGAGCGGUCAAAGGCGGCGGACCGGGCGUAUGAGUGCCCGCAGUGCAAUAAGCAUGUGAUGGGCAAGCGCGAACUGGAGCGCCACCUGAUGAGCCACGCAAACAUGAAAUCGUUCGUCUGUCGGUCGUGUGGCAAACAGUUCACGAGAAAGGACAAGCUCCAGCGCCACGAGCGAACGCAUCAGCGCGACCGGCGCUUUGCCUGCCCGAACUGUAACGCCCGGUUCGCGCGCGGGGAAGCGCUCGAGUCGCACAUGCGAAUUCACUGUACCACGGACGCUGCCCACGGCUACGAGACGAUGGACAGUGGCCACGAACCGAUGCUGGUGCUGCCGUCACAUUCCAUGCUUCCGUGA